Cucurbita moschata (crookneck pumpkin) is the source of this 2238-nucleotide messenger RNA. Its product is annotated as basic helix-loop-helix protein A. Gene Ontology annotation, molecular function: protein dimerization activity. NCBI's taxonomy places the organism in Eukaryota, Viridiplantae, Streptophyta, Magnoliopsida, Cucurbitales, Cucurbitaceae. The record is from RefSeq and is a predicted model, not a curated record. The transcript has 8 exons. Bases 210 to 1991 code for a protein of 593 amino acids.
AUUAUUAUUAUUAUUAUUAUUAUUAUUAUUUUGUUUGGUAGAAGCUAACAGUCGGUCAAAACUGAGGUGCUCACAUUCACUCAAAACUCCAAACUAACCAACAAACUUUCAAUCCUCAUUUCGAAACCAAAACCAUCUCUUCUUCCUUCUUCCUUCUUCCACUCCCAUCACUUCACAAUGAAAAGAAGCGAUCAUAAUAAUAACUGUCGAUGUUGAUCAAAAUGGAAGGGUUGUUGCAGUUGGCGGUGCAAUCCGUGGAGUGGACUUACUCUCUCUACUGGCGCUUCUCCACUCAACACCGGGUGUUGGUUUGGGGAGAUGGGUUCUACAACGGACCCAUCAAGACCACCAAGACGUUGCACCCCGCAGCUGCCACCGACUUCACCGGCCACCAGCAGCAGCAGCAGCAGCAACAACUACAACUACAACUACAAGCAGCCUCUCUGUCUCUUCAAAGAACCCAUCAGCUCAGGGAUCUUUACAACUCCUUAUCCGCCGCCGACAGUAGCACUCACACCCACCCCCUCCGCCGCCCCUCUGCCGCCCUCUCUCCCGAGGACUUGACGGAGUCCGAGUGGUUCUAUUUGUUGUGUUUCUCUUUCUCUUUUCCUCCGGGACUCGGAUUGCCUGGGAAGGCAUUUGCGAAGAACAAACAUGUGUGGAUUACAGGUGCUAAUGAGAUUGAUAGCAAAAUUUUCUCCAGAGCUAUUCUUGCAAAGAGUGCUGGCAUAAAGACAGUGGUUUGCAUUCCUGUAAUGGAUGGUGUGGUUGAACUAGGCACCACAGAUAAGGUUAAUGAAGACAUUGCAUUGGUCCAACACAUGAAAUCAGUAUUCGCAGCAACCCAGUGGGCAGCACCAAAACCAGCACUCUCACAGCUCUCAACAUCAAACUCUGCCACUUCAUUGGAGCAUUAUACCAACCGGAAAGAAUUAGAAGAUGAGAUGGAUUCGGACAGCUCAACCAGCAACACCAAUAGCAAUAGCAAUAGCAAUGCUGCAGGGGGCGGCGAACCAAGCGAGUUAAUAAUGCAACUUGAGCUAUCUGAAGACAUCCGACUUGGCUCACGCUCGCCUGAUGAUACUUCCAACAAUUUUCUCCCUUUGCCCCACUCACCACCGCCACACUUCCACAUUCACCCACCACCUCUAGGGAACUCUCCAGCAGCAGUGGCAGUGCUUACAGAGGAGGACACCCACUACUCCAACACGCUCUCAGCCCUCCUCCUAAACCAGUCGAGCCGGUGGCCGGACUCAUCCUCCAUCACCACCGUCACUUGCUCCACCAUAUCAGCCUUCUCCAAGUGGACGCGCUGCUCAGAUCUUCGUCGUGUUUCCACGGGAACCACUAGCACAUCUCAACGCUUGCUCAAAAACAUUUUACAUACUGUACCCUUCCUUCACACCAAACAUCAUUGUGACCACAAUCCAUCUAAAUCUAAAUCUUGCGAUGGCCGAUGGCUGAACGACAAGUUCAUCAUCCUAAGAUCCAUUGUACCGUUCGCCACGACAAUGGACAAAGCCUCCAUUUUGGGGGAUACAGUGGAGUACCUGAAGCAUCUUCGUCAGAAAAUACAGGAUCUAGAAGCGCAAAACAGAGAAUUCGAGAGUAGUCGGAAGGUCAGUUUUGAAGAACUACAGAGGACGGAUGUACAAAGCAAAAGAAAGGUAAGGAUUUUGGAGGGCGUAGUGGAUGGAUGUACAAAGCAAAAGGUGGUGGAGUCCCCGAAAACCAAUUUGCAGGUUUCAAUCAUCGGAAGUGAGGGAUUGUUGGAGGUGCAUUGCCCAUAUAAGGAAGGACUAUUGCUUGAUAUUCUGCUUAUUCUCCAAGGCCUACGGAUUGAGACCACAGCAGUAAGGUCAUCCUCGAGCAAUGGAGUCUUCAUAGCUGAGCUACGGGCCAAGGUGAAGGAGGGUAUGGAUGGGAAGAAAGCAAGCAUUUUGGAGGUGAAGAGGGCAAUACAACAAAUCAUACCCUGCAUUGAUACUUGAGCAUAAGAAGAAAGCUUCUUUGGAUUUAGGUGGCAUUUGAGGAAUGAGGACUGAGAAUACACAAAAAUGAAAUGAUAUGCGGUAUUUAGAUUAUGAUCUACAAGGAGAAAUGCCCAGCUUUAAGUGAUUGUUCUUCUUCCUGUUGCGAACGAUUUUGCAUGUAAUUAAUUAGGCUGCAUAUAGAUCGAAAUGAAAUGAUUGAUUGAUUGUUGAUGUUAGGUUGAAGUAAAUGGAUGGGCAUUGAGAA